AUGUUUGGCAACCACUCAGGAAUUCUGGAAUUGAAACUGCUUGGAUUUUCUGGCUCGCAAGAUUUCCACCACAUGCUCUUUUCCAUAUUCUUCCUUCUUUACAUGGUGACAUUUAUUGGAAAUUCACUCAUUAUUGUUAUGGUAUGUAUGGAUUAUCGUCUCCACUCUCCCAUGUAUUUCUUCCUUGGUAACAUCUCUGCUAUGGAGAUUUUAACCACAACUAUUGUUAUCCCUACUAUGCCAGGAGGUUUGCUGACUGUCCAAAUUCAGACAAUGUCCUUUGGUGCAUGUAUGGCUCAACUCUUCUUCUUACUUUCUGUGGGGACUUCAGAGUUUGUGUUGUUGGCAGUAAUGGCUGCAGACCGAUAUGUAGCUAUCUGUAACCCCUUGAGGUAUAGUCUCAUCAUGAAUCACCAAGUCUGCCUCUGGGUGGUCAUUGUGUUCUGGGUAUUUGGGUUUCUGUUCCAAAUCUGGCCAAUCGUUGCAACAGACCAUCUUUACUUCUGUGGGCCAAAUGUCCUGAAUCAUUUUUUCUGUGAGAGAGGCCAGCUGCUCAGACUCACUUGUGGUGACAGCAGAUUUCAGCAGUUCAUCCUCUUCCUGAUGGCAGCUUUCAUUCUUUUUGGCACUUUGCUCCCAACCAUCAUCUCCUACAUCUACAUCAUUUGUACCAUUCCGAGGAUUCCUUCUGCUUCUGGUCGGAGGAAGGCCUUUUCUACCUGUGCCUCCCACUUCACCAUGGUAGUGAUAGGCUAUGGGACCUGCCUGUUUCUCUAUGUGAAUAAGCAGUCUGAUGCCACUGAGUCUAACAAAAUGAUUUCUCUAAUGACAUCAGUGGUGACUCCAUUGCUGAACCCCUUCAUCUUUACUCUGAGGAAUGAUCAGUUCUUAGAGGUCUUGAGAGAUGCAGUAAAAUGGUUACAUCAUCUCUUGAAGAAGUAG
Phascolarctos cinereus (koala) is the source of this 942-nucleotide messenger RNA. RefSeq names its product olfactory receptor 9A4-like. Gene Ontology annotation, molecular function: olfactory receptor activity; G protein-coupled receptor activity. Gene Ontology annotation, cellular component: membrane. NCBI's taxonomy places the organism in Eukaryota, Metazoa, Chordata, Mammalia, Diprotodontia, Phascolarctidae. Gene Ontology annotation, biological process: G protein-coupled receptor signaling pathway. The record is from RefSeq and is a predicted model, not a curated record.